AUAUUAUUUUAUUUUUUUAUUAUAUCAUAUUUCAUUCUGUUUUUUUUUUUUUUUCAUUUAUUUUGUCAUUCUUAUUUUUUUUUUCAUGACCUCGGGUUUAUUUCUGAGAUAAUAUCAGUGUCAAAUUUAAAUAUAGCUUGAUUUUAUUAAAAUAAUAUUAAAAAAGGAGAAAAAAAAAAAUUAAAUCUUGAAUAUUAAUUUUUUUAACAACAUUGUUUUUUUUUAUUUUUCAUAUUAUUAAAACACCUUCACAUUUUAUUUCUGAAUAUAUAUAUAUUUUAUUAUUGGUGAAAAGAUAUUUAUAUAAAUUGACAAAAUGUAUAAAAAUGGACCACCUCCAUCGUAUGAUCAGCCACCACCAUCAGCACCACCAAGUUAUUUUCAGAGUGUAGGUGGUGUACCACCAGCAAGUCCAUUUACACCAGCACCAACAUAUACUAAUGGACCAACAAUUGUAACGACAAUUGUUCCACUAGGACCUGGACCAACACAUACGAUAUGUCCACAUUGUCAUGCUGAAAUUGAGACAGCAACAAAAACAGAACCUGGCAUGAUUGCUUAUGUGUCUGGUAUUGUCAUUGCUUUGUUGGGUUGUGUAUUUGGAUGUUGUUUAAUUCCAUGCUGCAUUGAUGAAUGCAUGGAUAUUCAUCACACAUGUCCAAAUUGCAAAGCUUAUCUUGGACGUCAUGGAAGAUAAAAAUUAAAAUCUCAUAUGAGAUUAAAUGAAAUUUUACAAAGCACUUGUAUAAUUGAUAAGUAUUUUAUUUUAAUCCUCUUUUUUCUAAAACGUUUACCAGUUAUUUUUUUAUUAUGAUCUGAAUAAUGAUAAAAAAAAAUGCACAAGAUUUAAUAUUUUAUAAUUAAAAAAACAAUUAAUUUAUUCAAUCUAUUUUAUAUAUUUAUUAAACACUAUAAUUAUUUGGCAAUGAAAUUUCAAUUUUCUUAAUAAUCUUGGUAAACAUUCCGGUUAAAAUGAUAUUCUUUAAUUAUUACUAAUUAAUUUUUAAUAUCACAAAUUACAAUAAUUGAUUACAAUCUCUGUGCCUUAUAUUUAAUCAGAGUACAAAUAAUUUUUUUUUUUUUUUUUAUUUCUAAAUAUUAUUCUGUUGAGGAAUAAUCAACGAAUUACAAUUAAAAAAUAAUUAAAUUAUGAAAAUUAGAAAUUAUUAUUUUUUUAAAUAUAUAAUAUAAUGGAAAAAAAUGGUAAUUAUUUUUGGCCUUAUUAGCUUUAUAAAUAAUUAUACACUUGUCAUUAUGAAAGUACACGUGUUUUGUGUGUUUCAUAAUAUUUUUCACAUAACAUAUUUAACAAUUUUAUAAAUAUAUAAAAAAUUAUAUUAAAUGAUAUAAAAAAUUCUUGUGAAAAGCAAUAAAAAAAUAAUUUAAUUUUACUUAUAAA
This is a messenger RNA of Aphidius gifuensis, 1399 nucleotides long. RefSeq names its product LITAF domain-containing protein-like. Bases 317 to 697 code for a protein of 126 amino acids. The record is from RefSeq and is a predicted model, not a curated record. The transcript is spliced from 4 exons. Gene Ontology annotation, molecular function: zinc ion binding. Lineage: Eukaryota; Metazoa; Arthropoda; Insecta; Hymenoptera; Braconidae.